This is a messenger RNA of Neurospora tetrasperma FGSC 2508, 2139 nucleotides long. RefSeq names its product acetylglutamate synthase. The record is from RefSeq and is a predicted model, not a curated record. Gene Ontology annotation, biological process: L-arginine biosynthetic process. Gene Ontology annotation, molecular function: L-glutamate N-acetyltransferase activity, acting on acetyl-CoA as donor; arginine binding. Lineage: Eukaryota; Fungi; Ascomycota; Sordariomycetes; Sordariales; Sordariaceae. The transcript is spliced from 2 exons. Gene Ontology annotation, cellular component: mitochondrial matrix. Bases 1 to 2139 code for a protein of 712 amino acids.
AUGUUUGUGCGAACUUGCCGCAGCUCGUGCAAUGCAUGGACCAACGCUACAUCUACAACGCAGGCAGGCUCUCUUUCGCCCCCAAAUGCUCAUCGCUCUGUCGUUCUCACACUCUCACUCCAGGCUUGUUCUGCGAGAACACAUGAGUCGCUGAUACGUUCUUUCGCAUCAACGACAUCCCAGUCAAAACGUCAAGAAGCCGAAGCCGAGGAGAAGCGCCAAGUGAGCCCCCGAUUGGGGCCAUCUGCACCCAGAAGCUCGUACCCCUCGUCUGCUGAAGCGAGACAAAAGAGAGACAGUGACAGAGAGUUCCUUAUUUCCGUUCUUGAGUCGUCGGCCACAAAGCGCGAUGCGCGAGGUUAUCUUCAAACUUUCGGUUCUUCCGCAGCCCUAACGAGCGCUGGGCAGAAGAAACCGUCCACCAUCGGUAUAUUGGGUGUCCCAGCCUCUGUGGCCGGUAGGCCUGCUUUUGUUCAGGGAACAGAAAAGGAAAUUUCGGUCAAGAGAAACGAAGCACCACAUGUGGCCGUCGUGAAGUUGAGGGCACCACAGGCGUGGGAUGAUGUCCUCCUUGAGGGUGUUGCCAAGACCCUCACUAGACUGAGAGAUCUUGGUCUGCUCAGUGUGAUAGUCCUUGAUUGUGACGACAUUAAGCCCAAUCAAGCUUCUAGCUGGCACGAAACUGUCACACAACAGACGGAUAGACUCUUGAGAGCAAUUGGUCAGUAUGGGUUCCCGGCCGCCGAAGUGGUUGACUCGGGCAUAUGGAAGUCAACUGAAAACCCCCAGAUCCCAUCUUCUGUCCCCUCCAAACCCCUUUACGUGGGGUUCGGUAAGGCGUUUACUACGCCACUUGCUAAUGGUCACAUACUGGUCGUCCCGCCACGAGCAUACUCCGACGCAUCUCUCCAAUACUCUAAAGCUGAUGCCAAUGACAUUGUUAUUGCCCUAACGACCUUUUUCGCGGGAUUGCAGUUUGGCCGACAAUAUUCGGACUACCGGGAGUUGGCGGGGAAGGUCAGCGACGGUCAGUCUUUCCGAAAGGCUUUGGUUGAUCGGGUUAUCGUUAUCGAUCCUUUGGGUGGCAUCCCAUCCCACAGACAAGGCCAUGGCACCCAAGUUUUCAUCAAUCUGGAAGACGAAUUCAAGAAUAUCCAAGACGCUCUCUACGAAAAGACUCAACCUACUUCGGCAGGAACGAAAGACGCUGGUGUCAGUGCCAGGGCUACGGUACAUCUGGAAAACCUACGGCUCGCCAAAUCCACAUUGGCCUUGCUUCCAUCAAACGCAUCCGUGGUGAUGACCAGUCCUGCAGAGGCUGCAAAUAUCAAUGUAUCAAGGCGUGGCCAGCUUGAAGCCAAGCCCGAUGGGUUCGCGGGUGAAGUAAAGACGAGAACCUGGCGCAAUCCCUUGAUACACAAUCUACUUACCGACCGACCCAUCUACUCAUCAUCGCUUCCUAUCGGCAGAAUCAAGCCCACGCACCAAGAUGAGGAAAUUGCUCUGUCCCGGAUGCCCACAACUACCCUGGCCAAGAGAGGACUGCCAGUAACCAUCUUCCCUGAUCCGCGGGUGAAGCGCUGGCAGCCACCGCAACCUGGCGUUCCAAGACUCAGGUUGACAGAUACGUGUAUCGAUUUACCGAGGCUGGUACAUUUGAUCAAUGACUCCUUCGGAAGAAAACUCAACGUCGAACACUACCUUGACAGACUCAAGGACAGCCUCGCGGGAAUCAUCAUAGCUGGAGAGUACGAGGGCGGCGCGAUUCUUACGUGGGAGACGCCAUUUGGGCUUGACGAAGAGACGGCUUACCGGGAAGGCCGUCUCGUGCCGUAUCUUGACAAAUUUGCGGUUCUACGCAAGAGUCAAGGAGCCGGUGGCGUGGCCGAUAUUGUGUUUAACGCCAUGGUUCGUGACGCUUUCCCAGACGGCGUUUGCUGGAGGAGCAGGAAGGACAACCCGGUCAAUAAGUGGUACUUUGAGCGAUCUCGGGGCGUGCUGAAGCUGCCGGAGAGCAACUGGGCCAUGUUCUGGACGACUCCGGAGGCGGUUUCAAACGACCAGAUGAUGAGAGAUUAUGAAGAUGUGUGCAGGAAUAUUGCACCUUCUUGGGCCGACACUACGAAACCAGCUGACUGA